AUGGAGGCACCCAACGACUUCAUAUCACAGGAAUCUCCCCAGGGCUUGGCAAUGGAGGGCUCAGCGGGUGUUGCUGCGGACAAGAAACGAAACAAACUUGGAUACCAUAGAACUUCCGUCGCAUGCGUCCACUGCAGAAGAAGGAAAAUCCGGUGCUUACUCGCCCCCGAUGACCCCCAGGGACGGUGUGAGAACUGCAUUAGGCUGAAAAAGGAAUGCCAUUUCUAUCCCGUGGAUCAACAGCCACCUGUUGAGAAGAGGAGCCGCGCAGGGUCCAAAGCUGAACCCCCGACUCCGGACGCGUCCAUUGUCACCACUCCCACCCUUCUCGGCCGCGGGCCGAUGAUGGAGCCAAAAGACUCUUAUUUCCCUUAUCCUUCAAUGCCGGUGAAUGAGACUCCCGAAAUGGCGACUUUCAACCCAGGCUCUUAUGGGACAUCGACGAUGUCGCCCUACUCACCAGACCCUACCACGGCUCUCGGUGCAGUACAGCCUCUAGCUCAACCAUCAGCAUGGGAAACGCCCUCUCUUUACGAUCAACAGCUUUCUGGUGUCCCUCCCACAAUUCAAACUAGCCCACCUGCAGGGGCCAUCUGGGACCAAAACACACCGAUGACGGCCACCAUUUCUUCGCUACCCGCCAUGAGUUCUACUGUGAAUCCCGUCGGUCUUGUUCCUGGGAACAAUACGUUUGGUAUUGUGACGGAUGGGUCCCCCUGGAACCUACAAUCCAGCGCAACUAUGCCAAUUUCAAGCCCGGAAGUCACCACUCCAGGAUAUGCCGGUCAAUUGCAUGCUCCGUUGGCCUCAGAAUUUAAACCGCCGAUUGGAAACGCUUCCCGGCUAUAUCCAGUCCCGAUGAGCGCGCCUGUCACAGUACUUCAACCGCCUACUCUUCCUGUUUCAUAUGACAUUCAGCAACAAACCCUGGCGUAUAAUAGCUGGGGCGCCAUCAACGGGCCUGACAUUUCCACCUCCAGCCAGCCCAUUGUGACAGGAAUUCCAGACCCGAUGGCGCCAUGGUACGCAGCAGGCGACCCAGUGCAGUACGCUCAUAUUAAACAGGAGGUACCGAUGGUGACGAGCCCGCUACAACCUUUCGAUCCUGGCGUUCCGCAUCCAAUGCAAAAACCAUAA
Messenger RNA from Uncinocarpus reesii 1704, 1137 nucleotides. RefSeq lists its product as uncharacterized. Bases 1 to 1137 code for a protein of 378 amino acids. NCBI's taxonomy places the organism in Eukaryota, Fungi, Ascomycota, Eurotiomycetes, Onygenales, Onygenaceae. Gene Ontology annotation, biological process: regulation of DNA-templated transcription. Gene Ontology annotation, molecular function: zinc ion binding; DNA-binding transcription factor activity, RNA polymerase II-specific. The transcript is spliced from 3 exons. The record is from RefSeq and is a predicted model, not a curated record.